UUGUGCUUGUGUUCAUAUUAAUAUAUUUACAGCGCAGGCAGAAACGCAUAUGUACAUGCACUACAUACUUAUUGGAUUAUAGCAACUAAAGAAAAUGAUGUGACCUUUGCCUGGGAUAAUACAUCAAUAUUUCCAAAUCAAAUGAUGUAAAGAAUUUCCUUAUAUUAAAAAAAGGCUUCCGGAGCGCUUCCAAUGCAAAAAUCUUCCUACAAUUGUGCCAAAUUGCCGGAUCUGUAAAUGACAUCACCGUUUCUGGAGUUUCUAGCGCAAUAAAAUAAAAAUGUUGUGAUUGAGUUUUGAAUUUUUCUCUAAGCUGUCAAUUUACUUCGCCAAAUAGGAAUUUUAAAGUGUUGUACGUCGUGCCUAAAAAAAAUAAUAUAAAAUUUGAUCGCUUAACAUAAAACGUAUUCGUGUUCGUGUUCGUGUUGCUCCACCCUGCCGUUUUGUUGUGAAUGUGGCCAAUGUGAUUUUUUUCAACUAUCGCAGCUUAAGAGAGCUUCUGUUCCGCUAGGCCUACUAAAUCCAUCAAAAAAUCAUACCUGCUACAUAAAAACAUACAUCGUAGUUGAUAAUUAUGAGCCUUAAUCAACAUAGUGGACCUGGCCCCCCAGAGAUCAGUAGCAGCUACAGUGAUAAGUCGUGCGAUCAAGUGGAUUCGUCGCAAACCUUGUGGCAGGAAAGCACAGCAGGCAUGUGUACGUCAUUAAGAGUUGCCGGUCCGCAGGUUUGUCAGAACGAAAUGGCAAAUAGUGAUGUACCGCCGGCUGAUUCGUCGCCUUUAGUAUUCAAUGACAGUGAUAACAGUAACAGUAACGGUAAAAGUUUCAGUACUGGCAAUGGCUCUAGCUGUUGCGGUCUUCCACCGGCAUCGGUAAUGCGUACAAUGUCCUCUGACCGACUUGUGACAGGCUCUUCAUGUCGCGCGCUGCGUACUGCUGUCUCAGCACUAUAUUCUGUGGAUGAUUUUGUCAAGGAAAAAAUUGGUUCCGGGUUUUUCUCAGAAGUUUACAGGGUCACCCAUCGAACUACUGGAGAGGUGAUGGUGCUGAAAAUGAAUCAAUUGCGCGCCAAUCGACCUAACAUGUUGCGGGAAGUUCAGUUGCUCAAUAAAUUGUCCCAUGCUAACAUAUUAAGCUUUAUGGGAGUUUGUGUGCAAGAAGGACAACUACAUGCUUUGACCGAGUACAUUAACGGUGGUUCAUUGGAGCAAUUGCUGGCUAACCAAGAGGCAUUUCUUAGCGCUGCCCAGAAAGUAAGACUGGCACUGGGCAUAGCCCGCGGAAUGAGUUAUGUUCACGACGCUGGCAUUUUUCAUAGAGAUUUGACUAGCAAGAACGUGCUUAUACGUAAUCUUGCAGAUGGACAAUAUGAAGCUGUUGUUGGUGAUUUUGGAUUGGCCGCUAAAAUACCAGUCAAGUCCGGUAAAUCGCGUUUAGAGACUGUUGGUUCACCGUACUGGGUUAGUCCUGAGUGUUUAAAGGGUCAAUGGUACGAUCAGACAAGUGAUGUUUUCUCUUUCGGAAUUAUUCAGUGCGAGAUUAUCGCACGCAUCGAAGCUGACCCAGACUUGAUGCCACGCACUGCUUCAUUUGGUCUUGAUUAUCUGGCGUUCGUUGAGCUCUGUCCAAUGGAUACACCACCUGAUUUUUUAAGGCUUGCAUUUUACUGUUGUCUCUACGAUCCUAAAAGUAGACCUACUUUCCGUGAUGCAACUAAAAAGCUGACGCUGCUUUUAGAAAAGUGCGAGCAUGAGUCAAGAUGCGAGAGCCCACUAAGCUCGCUGGAAUUAAUAAAUUAUUCUUUGAACGGUAGUGAUAUAGAAAAUGGGAUAAGUUUAUGCACUGCGCCAACUGUUGCUAAUAUUUAUACAGCACCAGCUGGUGUGCUGACACCGCGUGACCAACGAGACGUUGAUGAAGAUGGUUUUCGUUUUCCCAGUACAGGCAUUAGUUGUAAAUCAGCUUCUGCGGCUUUACCAUGCACGCCAAAUUGGUUGGCGGGGAGCAGCGAAUACGACGAACAUAUUUUAAAAUCACGCGUUCGUCGUGCUACACAGAAGCUAGAAGCAGAAAUUCUGCUACACCGCCGUUCACUCAGUGAGAACAUAAUCCACUUUCCGCUGCAUACAUCACCCAGUGAUAAAGCGCGUUGUCAUCAAAUGCAACGACAGCGAUCAUCUACGCAUUCGCCGACGCCACCACGACAAUUAGGGGAUUCUCAAACAGUUGCGGUGCUUUUACCAACUACGAACAUGUCGGAAACACUGCCACUUCUGCCACCAGUACCGGCAGUUCUAACGCUUCGCAAAGUGGGUGAAACAAUGUGCCUUAAGGAUCCGCAAUACAAACCAUCGUCAACUAAGGAUCACAACGGGGUAAAACCAAACCCUUUUACGGCGCUAGCACAACUUCGAGGCAUAAAGAAGAUAUUGGGCGCUAAUCCAAAGACAUACGCUGCGGGCGUGGGUGAUUUAUUUAGCUCGUGCUUUGAGAUGUCUGCUCCAUUUUUUAAGGAGCUAGUUUCAAUGCAGGGUAAAACCAUGGCACCUGGCACUGAAAUUGAAGUUAAUCAUUGUGCUUCGAAAAAAUCAGUUACUUGCAGCGAACCAAAGAGCUUACCUGUCUCCCCACAACUGACGCGAAAGUACAGCGCUGUCGAACUGAAGUUGCCUCAACGGGUCAGCAAUUCGACAGCUUCUGGAACGGCUGCAAUAGCCUCUCUUGUAACAUCAGCUCUUACUGAUAUUGACGAUUGCGAUUAUUGUAACUCAGAAGGUGAAGAUCUUGAUGGAGGAGGCAAUUGCGCUGAUGCUGAGUCCAGCAGUGAUGACAGCGCUAUACGUCCAUCUAUAAUGCCAGUCUCACGUAAAUAUCGCGCAAACUCUCUGUACACACAUCCACUUUUUCGUGGAAACAGCGGAACUAUUAUGAAGUACAGUAAAAGCGAGCUUGAAGUUACGGCAUUAUUAAAAACAAGCACAUUCACCAACACGUUGCCCCCUCUUAAAAUAAACGCAGAUUUGAAUAGUGAAAAAAAUAGGGAGGAGUACAGCAAAGAGCAUUCCAAAACCCCGACUCCUACAUGUUUCGUUCAGAAUGAAAAAACACCCGCUGCAGUUUCUGCAUUCACUGACCGCGAGCCGAAUGAACAAAAAAAUUCCUGCGAGCCACUCCCCCCAAAAAGAAACCAGACCCGGCGUGAUUCUAUUGAAAGUGGUUUCUUUUCGUGCUUAAAUGAAGAAUCGGAUGCAGCUACAACCACCACUAGUUACAGCCGACAGUUAUGCGGCAUCGGAUCGUUAGUUGUCGGUUGCGCCGCCAGUGGCAACAAUAGCAACUGCUGCUACGACGAGUUAAAAUCACAGCUGAGGAUUGAAACUUUGGCAAAUCAUAAACUUAAUGAUAAACUGGCAGGUCUUUGUCGUUGCUGUUACUAUGCAACCCCUACUUCAACCACCGCUAUAGUGGCUGCUGCUGCAGUCGCACAACAUCAUCAGAGUGAUUCUCCCACAACCUCAUCAUCUCUUUUGCUUUUAGAUAACGGAACUGCAGCAAUCGCCGGUAACACAUCCUCCUCAACAGCAUUAGAUUCAUUAGAUGAAUUGGAUCCUGAAAUUGUACCACCGCCCACACCAUAUCGUCGUUAUACAUGUCACCACCCAUUAGUAAGUGCUAAUGUUGCGGAUCCACAGAUGCCAGGGACAGCUGGAAUAAUCAAUCGAUUGGCUCUUGAUUCGGAGAUACACUCCCUUUUACAACGCAGCCCGUUUUCCACGAAUCAAUUGCUUUACUGCAAGAACCGCACUUCGUCCAUCUACACGGACAGUUCUGAUGACAUCAGCUCGGAUUCUCUUCUUUGGGAUGAUCGUUCUUUUACCGCAUUGCCCAGUACGCGUUCUGCUCAAAUAGCCAAAAUUGUAGAGUACUUUGAACGAAAGCGACAGGAAUCUUUGCCGGCUUCGGUGUAUACUCGUAGUGGUAAUGGUAGUGUUGCAGCUGCUGUAGCUGCCUCCGCGCUGGGCUCAAGUUAUCUGUCAUGUGAGUCGCAUCGAUAUUCAGAUUUCAAAAGACAUUUAAAUACCGAUCCGUUAUGCUUUGAAUUGGACAAGAAACCGUCUCAACAGCGUAUUAUGGUGUGCGAAGGAGCAGUCAGGUCAAAGUUAUCCAUAUUCGACAAGAAAAAGCAGCAACAACAAUCAAUGGGCAGUGGACAAGGUGGCUAGCCAUAUUGAGUUAAACUUAACUUUAUAUUUAUCAAGCAAUUUUAAAAAUGUUUUUCGGUUUCUUUUACUUUGGGAAUUGUAUCAGGAAAAAUUCUUUAACAUUUGAUAGCUUGAUCAGAAUACACCAGGAUUGCACACGAAAUGUUUAGUUGUAUAGAUUUUUGUGUUCUCUGCUUUCCAUUUCAAUUACCAUAUCUUUCACCAAUUAAACGUUGGCACUAAAA
Drosophila virilis is the source of this 4446-nucleotide messenger RNA. It is a transcript of the gene cdi, whose product is annotated as center divider. The record is from RefSeq and is a predicted model, not a curated record. Gene Ontology annotation, biological process: actin cytoskeleton organization; protein phosphorylation. NCBI's taxonomy places the organism in Eukaryota, Metazoa, Arthropoda, Insecta, Diptera, Drosophilidae. Gene Ontology annotation, cellular component: cytoplasm; nucleus. Gene Ontology annotation, molecular function: ATP binding; protein serine/threonine kinase activity.